Necator americanus (New World hookworm) is the source of this 1599-nucleotide messenger RNA. RefSeq lists its product as uncharacterized. Gene Ontology annotation, biological process: transmembrane transport. Lineage: Eukaryota; Metazoa; Nematoda; Chromadorea; Rhabditida; Ancylostomatidae. Gene Ontology annotation, molecular function: transmembrane transporter activity. The record is from RefSeq and is a predicted model, not a curated record. The transcript has 14 exons. Gene Ontology annotation, cellular component: membrane. Bases 1 to 1599 code for a protein of 532 amino acids.
AUGUCAUCCUGCUCUGAUGAGGCCGAGCAGCAAAAUCUAUGCGAGGAAUUCGCUGAAGAGAAGCAGGUGAGGAACCUCGAUGAUUUCAUCACGUUGGGAUGGUACUGCACUAUAGUCCUGUUCGUUGCCGAAUUCAUGACUCUAACAUCGCUCUCUAGCAUGGUAUAUAUGGUUUAUGCAGGUGUCACCCCAACAGUUACUGGAUGCGGCUCGGUGGUUUUUAAUUCUACGGCUGAGGCAUGCGAAACCUUGUCUGAACUUCGAAAAGCGUCCGGUUGCAUUCCAAGCAUCGAUUACCAGUUCAAAUCGGUUAAUGUUGAGUUCGAUCUUCUCUGUGAAGACAGCCAUCUUGUUAAAAACAGUAUAUCCAUUCAAAUGUUCGGAGUACUUAUUGGAGCUAUGAUAUCUGGUCAGCUCAGCGAUCGAUACGGAAGGAAAACGGUACUUCUUGUCUCUCUUCUUGGAGUCAGCAUCUUUUCUGUGGGCACAGCAUUGGCGCUCACCUUUUUCCAGUUCACAGUGCUACGCGCUGUCGUCGGAUUAUUCACAGGUGGACUAAGCUCCGUUCAAGGCGUGUUCCUUAUCGAAAACAUCCCGAAAAAUCAUCGAAUGUGGAUCAAUACCAUAGUAACGUGGUCGCCAAACUUCAUCAUCUAUCCUAUCAUCGUUUAUUUCUGCUAUGACUGGCGUAAAUUGGCGUUGUUUAGUGCAUUCAUAGCGGUGGUUUCUAUUGUUUCCCUGUGUUGCCUGCACGAAAGUCCACGAUGGUUAAUACAUCAUGGCAGAAUCGAGCGUGCUCGGUUUGUUAUGGCGCACAUACGAAAGCUCAAUGGAAAUAGAUGUGAAAAGGAAGCUGAAGAGAUCGAGGCGAUGCUAAGGCACGAACAGAACAUCUUCGACGCCAAACAGAAGAAACGCAAACAUUACCAUUUCUACCACUUGGUGUGCACUUGGAAAUAUCUUGUCUGGACCUUAACCCUGUGUUCCGGAAUAGUGACUACCUCUCUUGUCAACUAUGGUCUCCUCUUCAACAUGGAUAAACUCUCAGGAUCGCUGUACUGGAACAACGCGAUCUUAGGUGUAAUACGUUGGGGAGUUAAUAUCCUUGUUGGUAUAAGCGACUAUUUCUGCAAAUUUAUGGGUCGCAAGCUCUUGAACUUCGUAGGAGUAGUUUCCAUUAUCGGAGCAGUGGCCGUCGUCUGUGCGUUGUACGUUCAAGAUCUACAGACCGAGAAAGCAUGGGUGAUCCGCUACUGUACCAUUGGCGUGACUUCGAUGACAAGCCAGUUAUAUAUGGCCAAGUUCAUGAUCACCAAUGAGCUUUUUCCUACAGCUAUCAGAAAUAUCGCCGCGUCGGCUUUGUCUGUUUCAAGCAGAGUGGGCACAAUCUUCGCACCGCAGCUGUUUUACCUGGGCGAUGUCCUACCAGUGCUGCCAUACGUGGUAUUGCUGGUAUUAUCAUCCAUCGAUUGUAUUUGCUUCCAAGUUUUCCUCCCAGAAACCAAAGGAGCGAACUUAGAAAACCACCUCCCGCCGAAGGAACAACGAAUGUUUUAUAGAAAACCGAAAAAAGGAAUACAUGUUUAUUGCAUAACUUGA